AAGAUGAUACGUUUGAACGCAAUUUAAGUGAUAUUACAAAUGAAGGGAAUCACAGAGAGAAAAUUAGUCACGGAAGAAACUAUAAUAAGAAGAAAAAGCCCAUAAACAAGUCACAAGGUACAACUAACAAAGAGUAAAAGGACCAAGGACAGAAAAAGGACGAAGGGAUAUAUUGAGGGGAACACAAAUGCUAUCAAAUAGUAUGCGUGCACAGGUGACCUUAGUGUGUCCUCCCGCCCCCAGGUGUCCUUCAGCAACGCGAAGGGCAACGCUCACACGCUGCUGGACGAGGAGACGAAGGGCAUGGUGCUGCGGAGGGGGGCGCCGAGCCAGGGGGACGACACCUACGCCAGGGAGGUGGACUUCUUCAGCGGCGCCGACAACCCAAUCCUGGCGUCUCGCAAGUACUCGGCCACGUACCGCUGCGCCCUCGACCUCACCUUCUACCCCUUCGACACCCAGGCUUGCAAUUUCAUGUUCGUGCUGACCUCGGCGCGGCGGGAGAGGCUGAAGCUGGAGCAAGAGGGCGAGGGGGUCAACUACACAGCCUCGACGCAGCUCCUCGAGUACAGCAUCGUGGAAGUCACCGCGAUGCUCACCAACCACUCCCGGCACAGCGCCCUCAAGGUGACGGUUCGCUUCCGCCGCCGCUACGGGUUCGCUAUCCUGACGGUGUACACGCCCUCCUGCUUCUUUGUCAUCAUCGCCUACCUCACCACCUUCUACCCGCUCUCCAAUCUACAGGUGCGCGUGGUGAUUGCCCUGACCGCCAUGCUGGUACUCACGACACUGCUUAACCAGGUGUCCGCCAACUUGCCGCGGAACUCCUACUUCAAGGCGCUCGAUAUCUGGAUGUUCGGAGCUAUCGGCCUCAUCUUCUCCAUCCUCAUCCUGCAGACCAUGGCGGAUGUGAUGCAGCGGCGAGAGGCGGAGGCUGGGGCUGCGAAGGUGUCGCCGGAGGAGGGGACGAAGACCUUGCUGACCGGGGGCCUAAUGCACGUGAGGCCCCGCUGGUGCCUGUACGCGCGGCCCUUCAUGACGGCGCAGCAGCUGAUGCGCGUCAUGCAAGUGGGCUACCCCGCGGUGACCCUGGCGCUGGUGGUGGCUUACGUGGCCUACCUGCUGACGUCCCUCUACUGA
This is a messenger RNA of Eriocheir sinensis (Chinese mitten crab), 1140 nucleotides long. RefSeq names its product serotonin-gated chloride channel mod-1-like. Bases 304 to 1140 code for a protein of 278 amino acids. The transcript is spliced from 6 exons. Lineage: Eukaryota; Metazoa; Arthropoda; Malacostraca; Decapoda; Varunidae. Gene Ontology annotation, biological process: nervous system process; regulation of membrane potential; signal transduction. The record is from RefSeq and is a predicted model, not a curated record. Gene Ontology annotation, cellular component: membrane; synapse; neuron projection. Gene Ontology annotation, molecular function: transmembrane signaling receptor activity; chloride channel activity; extracellular ligand-gated monoatomic ion channel activity.